Molecule: messenger RNA, 3852 nt
Organism: Dichotomopilus funicola
Lineage: Eukaryota; Fungi; Ascomycota; Sordariomycetes; Sordariales; Chaetomiaceae
Exons: 5
Coding region: 1-3852 (1283 amino acids)
Biological process (GO): nucleoside metabolic process
Molecular function (GO): catalytic activity; protein binding
Source: RefSeq, a predicted model, not a curated record
AUGUCGGACCCCAACACCUACACUGUCGGCUGGAUCUGUGCCCUCAGCACCGAGUACACAGCGGCCCGAUGCUUUUUGGACGAGAAACACGAGCAGCCGACGUCAGUUGCAGCGCAUGAUGGAAACAUCUACACGGUGGGCAAGAUGGGAAACCAUAACGUGGUCAUUGCUGUCAUGCCCGAGGGCGUAUAUGGUACAACCUCUGCGGCUGCCGUUGCGAGGGACAUGCUUCACAGCUUCCCCAACGUUCGAAUUGGCCUGAUGGUGGGCAUUGGCGGUGGCGCCCCGUCUGCUAAGAAUGAUAUUCGCCUAGGUGACAUCGUCAUCGGCUCCCCGACCGCUGGGGAGGGCGGCGUGAUGCAAUACGACAUGGGCAAGGCGAUGCAAGGCCAGGGCUUCAAGGCCACCGGGUCUCUGAACCAGCCACCAAGGCUCCUCCUAUCUGCCGUGAGCGCUCUCAAGGCCGAGUAUCAAGACUAUGACGGCGACCGCCAUAAAAUCGUUGAGACGGUCGGCGGCCUUCUCCAGAAGAAGAAGAGGCUCAACAGGCAAUACGGAAAGCCAAACCCUAGCACCGACAUUCUGUACGUCAGUACCAAGGUUCAUGGGAAUCCAGACAGGCUCUGUGAUGUGACCUGCGCCCAAGAUAAACGUGCUAUCAUCCAGCGACCUGAGCGUGCUAUUGACGUCGAGGAAGAGUUGAGAAUCUUCCAUGGCCUGAUCGGCUCAGCUAACCAGGUGAUGAAGGAUGCCACGAUCAGAGACCGGUUGGCCGCAGAGAAGAAUGUCUUGUGCUUUGAAAUGGAGGCUGCAGGGUUGAUGAACCAUUUUCCUUGCCUCGUGAUUCGGGGAAUAUGUGAUUACAGCGACUCCCACAAGAACAAGGCUUGGCAGGGGUAUGCAGCUAUGGUCGCAGCGGCGUAUGCCAGGGAUCUCUUGGACCUCAUUGCCCCCAACAAGGUUGAGCUUGAGCAGAAGAUCAGCAAAAUUCUUGGGAACGUCCAACAGCAAGUGGCCCAGGUCGGACAAAGCUUGGUAUUAGCCCGACAAGAUGUGGCGGCAAUAAAGUCCAACAUUGACGACAACAAGGAGAAUGACACCCUUGACUGGAUUGCACCAGACGAUUACGCCCACCAACACGACGAUAUCCUUAGCCGGAGGCAGCCAGGAACAGCCCAGUGGAUUCUCAACCAUCCGGAAUUCAAGGAAUGGUUUUUCCGGAAGGGAGGCUCCUUAUUCUGCCGCGGGAUGCCUGGGGCCGGCAAGACCGUGCUCACGGCCGUCGUAGUCGACCAUUUCCUGAGGUUGAAACGGGAAAGCAAGGAUGGGUCAGCCCUCGGCGUCGCUUAUCUAUAUUGCAGCUUCUCACAACAGGUGAGGCAGACCCCAGAGUAUUUACUGUCGAGCAUGUUGAAGCACCUCAGUCAGGGGUGCAGUCCACUGCCCGAGAGUGUCAAACAGCUCCACAAGAAGUACAAAGGAGCCAGAACGAGACCACCCUUGUCCGAUAUACUCGUCUGCAUCGAAUCCGUUGUAGAGAGGUGCACACCAACCUACAUCUUCGUGGAUGCUCUCGACGAGUGUUCAAGGGAGUGUCGGCUGCGGUUGCUCAAGGUACUUUUUCACCUCCGAGAUCUUCAUGGCGCCAACAUUUUCACAACAUCGAGGCCUGAUCGCGAGAUUGAGAUGAGCUUCCCGAGCACGUCAAUUCUGGAAAUCAAGGCCGAUGCCAACGACGUAGGGCGAUACUUAGAUGCUCACAUGGUGGAACUCCCCCGGUUUGUCGGCGCUCAACCAGAUCUGCAGGAGAGGAUUAAGGCUGCCAUAAUGGCGGCUGCAUGCGGCAUGUUCCUCCUGGUGCGCCUGUAUCUUAGCUCCCUGAAGAAGAAAGAAACGCCGCGGCAGAUUGAAGAGGCCUUGGCCGAUCAUGACAAGAGGUAUGAAGACCUGUACAAAGAAAUCAUGAACCGCAUCGAAAAGUCGGAGCAGGCUUCGUUUGCCAAAAAAGCUUUGUCAUGGGUGGCGCGCGCAAGACGGCCUCUGACAACGUCGGAGCUCCUCCAUGCUCUUGCGGUAAGCACGGGAGACAAAAGCUUCGACAGGAGGAACUGCUCCGACAUGGGAGUGGUUAUGUCAGCCUGCGCAGGUCUCCUUACGGUUGACCAGGAGAGCGAUAUUGUUCGGCUCAUUCACCACACGGCUGAGGAGUACCUGAGAAGUGAUUCUGGGAAACGGAGGAUCCGUCCCGAUGCGGAGGCUUACAUUGCCAACACAUGUGUCACGUAUCUAUCGUUCGACGACUUCGCCAACGGGUUCUGCGCCACGGACAAGGACUUCGAAACCCGACUGCGGGAGUACCCCCUUUACGGCUAUGCGGCACGUAACUGGGGAUACCAUGCGCGCGAAGCCUGUUUGAGUAGUAACAGCAGCAAGAUCCUUCGGGACUUCCUGGGCAGUUCCAAGAAGACGGAAGCCGCAGGCCAAGCCAUGCUGGUGGUUGAGGAGUACAUGCUCUGGCCCGGCUAUAGUCAAGAGAUCCCUAGUGGUGCAAAGGGCCUUCAUCUAGCUGUGCAAUUCGCCGCUGCAGACAUCAUAAACGAUCUCCUAGACCGCGAGGAGACAGCGGACCGCAAUGUGCAGGACGGUCAGGGCCGCACGCCGCUCAUGUGGGCCGUGUCAUUCGAAAACGUCAAGAUCACUCAAUUGCUUCUCGACCGUGGUGCGGAUCCGAACUUGAAAGACAAGGACGGCCAAACUCCGCUUUCCUUGGCCUCCCAAAAUGGCCUCACACCCAUUGUCGCGGCGCUGCUGGAAUCAGGACUCGUGGAUAUGAGUAGCGAGGCGCAAAAGGACAACGAAGACCUGCUGCCACUGUCUUGGGCGGCUCGUAAUGGCCAUAUGGAUUCCGUGAGGCUGUUGCUUACCCAUUCCGACCCCAGGGAGGGACAGGCUGACAGUGCGCUGCUAUGGGUCAUUUCCGGCGGGGAUGAGGCCGUAGUGGAGCUCAUCGUCCAGACGGGCUUACAGAGAAUGGAUGCGGGCUGGAAAGACCGAGUCGCGCCCAAGGCCCUGUGUUUGGCCGCUCAGGACGGCCAACUAUCCAUGGUUUCCUUGCUGCUCCGCACUCUCGGAGCGGAACUUGAUUGCCGUGAAAGCCUUGGGCUCAUGACGCCGCUCAUGAAAGCCGCUCAGUACGGACACGGGGACGUGGUUCGGGAAUUGCUCGGCCGGGGUGCGAACCCAAGCCUCGAGGACAGCAAAGGCCGAACUGCAUUCUCGUUAGCCGUGGGGUUCGGCCGGGACACUGUCGUUUCCAUCCUCCUUGCAGAUGCUCGAGACGCCAUCAAUGUUGACGGUAAAGAAACGGGCGGCCGCACGCCGCUGUCGCUUGCCGCGGGUUGCGGCUACGAGGACAUCGUGAAAAUCUUGCUAGAACUCGAGGAUGCGGUGGAUGUUGACUCGCGCGAUACGUACAAGCAAACGCCACUGUUGUGGGCCGCGGAAGGCGGCCACACGGAGAUUGUACGUCGGCUCCUCAACACGGGCAGGGCGGAUGUCAACGCGGCCAGCUUGCUCGGCCACACGCCGCUUUCCAAGGCCAUUGACAACCUCGCCGUGGACACAGUGAACGUUCUGAAGGAACACGGCGCGAAGAUAGCGGUGAAGGAGGUCGAGGAUAAGCCAGAGAAGGAGGAUAAGGGGUCUCCUCUCGGGUCUAUUUCCCCAGCCAGUCACUGUACUGUCUCCACAGAGGGUCAGCCAAGCGAGCCCGAUGCCGGUAGUGUUAGUGACGAUAGUUCCGAGCUUGAGUACAGUUUCCACUCAGAUGAGGAGGAGUCAUGGGAGUACUAA